Messenger RNA from Fundulus heteroclitus (mummichog), 2945 nucleotides. It is a transcript of the gene gle1, whose product is annotated as GLE1 RNA export mediator. The coding region runs from base 87 to 2231 and encodes 714 amino acids. The record is from RefSeq and is a predicted model, not a curated record. Lineage: Eukaryota; Metazoa; Chordata; Actinopteri; Cyprinodontiformes; Fundulidae. The transcript has 15 exons. Gene Ontology annotation, biological process: poly(A)+ mRNA export from nucleus; regulation of translational termination; regulation of translational initiation. Gene Ontology annotation, molecular function: inositol hexakisphosphate binding; phospholipid binding; translation initiation factor binding. Gene Ontology annotation, cellular component: nuclear pore cytoplasmic filaments; nuclear pore; cytoplasm.
GGCGUUUGUUUCCAGUCGGACUGGUUUUUAUGCGGGUCUGUUUGGCGCUUGCUAGCUACAGACCGUAGGUCUGUUUUUUCCUUUUCAUGAUGCCUUCAGAAAAUCAACGAUGGGGUACUUUAGUGGCCUUAAAAAACUCACCAAAGGGGAAAGUGACUUUUGAUCCGUACUGGUCCGAGAGAGGAGAGCAUAUUCUGUCUGGCUGUAAAGAGACGCUCAGCCUGUCCUCCGAUGCCGCCGUCAUCUUGGAGCGGAUCGACUCUGCGUCCCUUCUCAGGUCGUCCUUCCUGGACUCCAGCUCCCCCGACCCGGAGGAGGCGCCGGCCUCGGUCUCCUCCUCCGGCUCCACGGCGGACCUCAGCAGCAAGCCCGCCCCCCCCUCCUCAGCGCCACCCCUGAAGAACCAGCAGAAGGACACUUCAGGGUCGUCGGCGAAGCUCCGCGACGAGACGAGAGACGAAAGCCCGGACGCCUCCAGUCCUGCGUCCCCGCCCGCCAUCUCCCUGCUGUCGCCCAAAGCCAUGGAGACGUCAGGCCUCAUCAUCCGCAUCCGGGAGGAGCAGCGGGAGAAGGCCAAGGUGGCGCUCCAGGAGCGGCAGGCGAGGCAGGAGAAGCUGGCGGAGGCGGCGGCGAGCGCCGAGCUGGAGCAGCUGAAGCGCUUCGAGGAGCUGAGGGAGCUGAAGCAGAGGAAGGAGUCGCAGACGAUGAGGGACCUGAUGGACAGAGAAACCAAAGAGAUCCUGGGCCGGCAGGAGAAGCUGAAGGAGGAGCACCGGCACCGAGUAAAGAUCCAGAACCUGCGUCUGAGGGCGCUGGAGCAGCAGCGGCUCCAGGAGGCGGAGCUGGAGAAGCAGAGGAAGGCGGAGGGCCGGGAGAGGCUGCGCAGCCUCAACAGCAUCCAGGAGGAGAUCCUGCGGCUCAACCAGCUGCUGGAGCCGUCCGCCCAGGCCCACGCCGGCCUCCCCGCCGCCAGCCUGGCCUCCCACAGCUCCCGCGGCAACCAGCUGUGCUCCCAGGUGUCGGAGGUGGUGAGGAAGACGGCGGAGGGAGAGUUCCCCAGCGCCGAGGACAUGGCGGCGGCGGAGCGGGCGCUCGGCGAGAUGAGGUCGGUGAUCCGGCAGACGCAGGAGGAGGCGGCCCGGGUCCAGGAGAGGAAGAGGAAGGAGCAGGAGGAGGAGCGCAGGAAGCAGGAGGCCCUGCAGGCGCAGCAGGAGGCGCAGAAGAAGGCGGAGCAGGCGGCCAAGGAGAAGGCGCAGAAAAAAGGACUGCAGAACAACGCGGAGGAGAGCACCAUGAAGUGGUACCGGGAGCUGCAGGAGGCGGCCGCCCGCUGCGCUCAGACCCUGGAGCCGCUCAGCGCUCCCAAAGACGCUCAGGCCAAGAGGCUGAAGCUGGAGCUGCAGAAAGCCGCCACCAUCCCCGUCAGCCAGAUCUCCACCAACAGCGGCUCGCAGCUCAGGGAGAUCUUCGACAAGAUCGACCGGCUGCUGUCGGGUCGGGCCGUGGCGUCGGGGGGGAAGUCGGUCUCCGCCUCGCAGCACCCCCAGGGCCUGGAGUUCGUGGCCUACAAGCUGGCGGAGAAGUUUGUGAAACAAGGCGAGGAGGAGGUGGCGUCCCACCACGAAGCGGCCUUCCCCAUCGGCGUUGUGGCCUCCGGCAUCUGGGAGCUGCACCCCCAGGUGGGCGACCUGAUCCUGGCUCACCUGCACAGGAAGUGUCCCUACGCCGUCCCUCACUUCCCCCCCAUGAAGGAGGGCACGCCUGUGGAGGAGUACCAGAGGAUUCUGGGAUACCGUGUGGACGACUCCGGAGUGGAAGGGCAGGACAGCUUCCUGAAGAGGAUGUCGGGGAUGAUCCGUCUCUACGCCGCCGUCAUCCAGCUGCGGUGGCCCCACGGCUCCAAGCAGGGGGCGGUUCCACACGGCCUGAACCACGGCUGGCGCUGGUUGGCCCAGAUGCUCAACAUGGAGCCGCUGGCGGACAUCACGGCGACGCUGCUCUUCGACUUCCUGGAGGUUUGUGGCAACGCCCUGAUGAAGCAGUACCAGGCUCAGUUCUGGAAGCUCGUCCUGCUGCUCAGAGACGAGUACUUUCCCAGGAUCGAGGCGGUGACCAGCAGCGGACAGAUGGGCUCCGUCAUCAGGCUCAAGCAGUUCCUGGAGACGUCGCUGCAGAGCCGCCAGAUCGCCCCCCCCAAAGGCCAGCUGAGCUCCACCUUCUGGAGGUCCUGAUGGACCAGGAGGUUCUUCUGGAAACCAGGCGGCUCGUCUGGGUCCGACGGACGGCUUCACAGACGGAGAGACUGGAGGUCCUGCUGACGGCAGCUUUAGGGUUUUUAUCCUGAAAUGUGAGAGACGAUGAUCUCUUCUCCUGGGAGGAUCUUCUGGAUUCUCCUCAGAUGAGCAUCAGAACGUCGUGAACGGGAACGGCUACGCUCCGUUUGUGCCUUCCUGCCGGUGAACCGAGUCCCACUGAGAAAGUUAAACGUCCAGAUCUUCCUUUAUUUUUACGCAUCUCUACGUACUUUUUAUUUUCGCCCUAACGGCUCCAAACUAAGACGUUCAAAGGAUGCGAUAAACGUGGACACUGCAGACCUCCCUGGUUCUUUUAAUCCGCCGCAGCGGGAAUAAAAUCGCUGCUUUACGACUUUGUGCCUGAAGCUGAAUCCAAUAAUUAGUGUUUCUGUUUUUUUUUUUUUGUAUUGUUAGUUUCUUAAACUGCUGAUAAAUCAGCGACGCCUCGUUGUCGGUCGCUGUUCUGGUUAAAUAUUAAGCGCUGUGAGAUUUAGACAUAUUUAUUCAUGAAUCCACUGUGUGGAGCCGAGAGACGCAUCAGAAAAUAUUUUAUCCUGGAAAUGAAUGCGAGUAAAAGCUGAAGCUUAUUUUGUUGCAUUAUGAUCUAAUUUCAUCAGACGGUGUGUCAGCAAUAAAACCUGAGCAACAGUU